Molecule: messenger RNA, 819 nt
Organism: Elaeis guineensis (African oil palm)
Lineage: Eukaryota; Viridiplantae; Streptophyta; Magnoliopsida; Arecales; Arecaceae
Source: RefSeq, a predicted model, not a curated record
AUGGCAAUACAUUUCAGCCCCAUCUGUUCCCCCUGCGCAGGGAUUGUGCUGGACUCUGGUGAUGGUGCCAGCCACACAAUCCCGAUCUAUGAGGGAUAUGCACUUCCACAUACUAUCUUACGGCUUGAUCUUGCUGGUAGAGAUCUGACGGAUGCUUUGGUGAAGAUUUUGACGGAGAGGGGGUACUCCUUCACUACCACAGCCGAGCGGGAAAUUGUUCGCGACAUUAAAGAGAAGCUUGCUCAUGUAGCCCUUGAUUAUGAGCAAGAGCUCGAGACUGCCAAGAGCAGCUCGGCAGUUGAGAAAAGCUAUGAGCUACCUGAUGGCCAGGUCAUCACCAUUGGGGCGAAGCGAUUCAGGUGCCCUGAGGUGCUCUUCCAGCCUGCUCUCAUUGGUAUGGAGACUACCUACAAUUCUAUCAUGAAGUGUGACGUAGAUAUCAGGAAGGACUUGUAUGGGAACAUUGUGCUUAGUGGAGGGUCCACUAUGUUCCCGGGCAUUGCUAACCGUAUGAGCAAAGAGAUCACUGCACUUGCUCCUAGCAGCAUGAAGAUGAAGGUGGUGGCACCACCUGAAAGGAAGUAUAGUGUGUGGAUUGGAGGUUCCAUCUUGGCUUCUCUUAGCACAUUCUAGCAGAUGUGGAUAUCAAAGGCAGAAUAUGAUGAAUCUGGACCAGCAAUUGUUCACAGGAAGUGCUUUUAGAUGUUCUUUCAGGAUAUUGUUUUUGCAUCUUUCAGGAUAUAUGAUGAAUCUGGACCGGUUAUCUGAUGAUGCAUUUGAGGUAUGUUUGGUUGGUUGGUUGGUUUUAUGUUUUAUGUU